This is a messenger RNA of Meyerozyma guilliermondii ATCC 6260, 3390 nucleotides long. RefSeq lists its product as uncharacterized. The record is from RefSeq and is a predicted model, not a curated record. The transcript has a single exon. NCBI's taxonomy places the organism in Eukaryota, Fungi, Ascomycota, Pichiomycetes, Serinales, Debaryomycetaceae. The coding region runs from base 1 to 3390 and encodes 1129 amino acids.
AUGGAUUGGAGCGACGAUGGUUCAAUCGAGGAGCACGUAGGAAACGAGCAUGUUCCAGAAUACUUGGAGCAAUUUCUAAGGUCUAGAGGCAUGAAGCAGCGGGCUUCGGAAUAUUCUAAGCGCCGAAUUAGACUGUUUUACGGAUUAGAAGAAGAGAACCCGAAUCCUGAUGAGCCAGACGAAGACGAGGAGUCGAGUCUUAAUGAGUCAGACGAAGAUGACGAAGAUGAGGUUGUUCUGAGAAACGGGAGUUUGAGUCGAUAUAACACUCCGCUGGAUACCGAUGGUCUGGAGGUAGGUGAACUAGUGGUUGAUGGUGAAAGUCCUGCCAUAAUAGAACAGAAUGAACAGAAUGAACAGAAUGAACCGAUGGAUGAACGAACGAAUGAACGAACGAAUGAACCCACCAACGUACAGAGGAACCAACAAAGGAACGAACCCACCAACGUACAGAGGAACCAACAAAGGAACGAACCCACCAACGUACAGAGGAACCAACAAAGGAACGAACGGAGGAGAGGACAAACGGACGAAGAAGUUAACGAACUAAUGAAUUCGCCUGGAUUUCUUCCAUGGGUUGACCUUGCUCCUGAAACUAUAGAUAGAUUGCUGUCGGGAAUUAGGUGGACUGAACACGAUGUGGAUGAAGACGACGAAGAUGACGAAGACGACGACGAUGACGAAGAUGACGACGACAGUGAUUUGGAUGAUGAGGAAUUCGAUCUGGAGGAACUGGAAGAAGAGCAUGAUGCCCAUGCUCGUCACCGUCAUAUGGCCGACUUUGUUACAGCCAUGCUUCUGGAUAUUCUCGACCCCGAACAGGGCCAGCUGUACAUCACAGAAACCGCCGUUGAAACUUUCCAACGAUUCCGAAGUGGAACCCUCAGUCUAGAGCAGUUUGUCAGGAGAAUGGAAGCUCUCAAUCGAGAAGAAAAUGGCGAGUACGAUGACGAAGACGACGACGAUGACGAUGACGAUGACGACGACGAUGAUGACGAUGAUGACGAUGAUGACGAUGAUGACGAUGAUGACGAUGAUGACGAUGAUGACGAUGAUGACGAUGAUGAUGAUGACGAGGAUGCGGAAAACUCAGACGAAAUUGAAGAGGAAGAGGAAGAACCUGGAAUGUUCAGUUACGUACGAGGUCAUACCAUCUCUCGAAACCUCAAUCAGACUCAAGGCUAUGCUGCAUAUGCUAGGAUGCAGCAUAUUCGAGGUGUUGAACUUCUUCACGCCGAUUCUGCCGACCCGGGCGAACCUCAUGAGACAGAAUUCGUUGUUAGCUCGAUUCCGGACCACUUGAGGUACAUGGAUCGGUUUGGCUUAAUACCCAAUAAUAACGAGCUCGAGCCACGAGCGAUCCGCCAGUCGAUAUAUCCUAUAAAUUCACAGUCGGCAUACUUGGAUUGGGAAUGUCAUGACGAAUUAACACAAAGAGAAAUCACCGCUCCUGGUACUGUAUAUCUGUCAAGGCAUGGGGACGAUGGCUAUGAUGGAGGCCUCAAGGAUCCAUAUCGACCUGGCUUAACUUCCGUUGACACCAUCAGCUUCUCAUCUGUGAUGAAAGACUCGCCAAGCUCCAAAUUUCGUGAUGGUUUGAAAGUUUCAUUCGUCGACUACAAAAGAAUCAACCAGGCAGGAGCAGCACGCAAGUAUAAAAACAACAUUGCUGGGAUUAUCAAGGAUUCUGAUGGCCGCGAGUUCCUCGUAACGGCUUGUGAAUCGUGUCUUGUAUUCCAUGAAUUCGAUCCACUUACUCAACAUCCUCAGACCGAAGUCUGCUUUGCGUUCGAAACCAAACCUAGUUACACCACUGCUUGGGAUAGGCUUGUAUCGACGUCGCCUGAAAACCCACACACGAUUAACUAUUUGAAGGUGUAUGAUAACUGGCUUGGUCAACAGGUAUUGGCAGUUUGCAUUGAUGAUGGCAUGGUUUUGAUGUGGUACACCUCUACUAUUACAGAGCAAAUGAGCAAGCAUCGACAAAGAUUCCGUGGAUCCGUCAACUUGGACGAAAUGGAAAGAGCCAUUUAUUCGGUGAAAAUCAAGCCUGAUUUCAAGAUCAGAUUAAAAAAAUCGGCUUGGGGUAUUGAUUUGCUGACUUACACGGAUUCCCUCGGAGACACACACCAUGUUAUUGUAACAUCUGAUAAUUCGCAAACGAUCACUCUCUUAUACUAUCAUGUUGGCGAUCAACAGUUCUACAGCGAAGAGAGCAAGCAGACCCUGCAUAACAUUCCCGAGGUGUCAUUCAUCCGAUUUUAUGAUAACGAUGGUCUUCAUUACGUAUUCGUUGCCGCUGCCUCUAUAUCGGCAGAACUUGUCACUUUCGGAUUCAUGUUCUAUAUUCAACGUGGACCUCUUUCUCUAGCCCAUGACGAGCUUUCAGGAAAAACUCACAUUACCAAUGUUCAACCAAGCUACCAUGUGAUGGGUGACGUGGAGGCGCCGUUGGCUCCUCGUAUACGGUCUUCUCUAGAAAGACUUGAUCUUGUGGCUAUUAUGUUGAUCAAUCGCACCGAGUUGCCCGAAGAUUCCUGGACGGUCAAAGUCAUUGAUCCCCGGUGGUUCUUACCUGUUCAAUCACUCCGAGCAAUGACAGGUGAUCCUUCUAUCCGUGAAGAGAAGGAAAUCACCAGAAUCAUGAAUGAAUCGCGGCUUUUGAAUGGCCAGUGUGAUCCCUUGCAGACAAGCUUUCUUGGUCUUGCUGCAGAGUACCAAUUUUACGAGACACCUGUUGUCGAUAUUGAGGGAAAGGAGGCAGAGCAGGAAGACAAAGAGAAGGAGAGCGCUAGAGUUUACAGUAUUGACGAAGAGUACCAACGGAUCCACAAAAGUAUGAAAAAGUUUCACGAUGAUUGGGCCGAGGAACCUAUUCAGUCGGUGAACGGAAAGUGGUAUCUUAAACUUCUGAGUUUUCUCAAGAUAGGUAAGCUUGCACCUAUACUUGCAAUGACCACCGAGCACAGAGCGUGUCUCUUUCUGAGUCAGACCUUGAUUUGUUACGGCGCCACAAGAAGAAUCUUUAACCUCUCGAAACAUCCUAGAACCCACAUAGACGAUGCCUCGGCCAGGUUAUCGAUUUCUCAUGUCAUCCCCGAACUUCUGUGUUUCAUUGUGAUAUCACAGCAGGGUCUCGCAUCGAUCUUCAGACUCUGCAAACACCGCGGUGUUUAUGGCAUGCGUCAAGAACACAUUCUUCCAAGCGCUCGUAGUCUUCUGGAGAUAUACGCGGGAGGGAAGACGAUUUGCGGUUUGGCGGUUAGACGAGCAAGUGCAGCGGUUGAAGACCCUCGGUACCUCAUCUACAUAACUUAUACUGACGGGUUGGUGAUAACUUACGAACUUCGUCUUCCGGAAAAGCUGGCUAUGAAUAUCAUCGAUGUCUGA